AUGGCUUUUGGAAGAAGCAGUCCGCCGCCUUCCCAAUCCUCGGCUAAGAAACAGCAAUCUAUCUCCAGCUUCUUCACACCUAAACAACCCGCUGCGAAGAAGUCCACCGCGCCUACACCAUCCACAGCCAAGACAUCAUCGCUAUCCAAAGCGCCUGCCACCAACAAUGACGCAGAACAGGCAUUGCUGAAUAGCAGUCCUCCCAAGCCAAAACGUCCCUUCGAAGAGUUCAGUGACGACGAGGAAGAAUUGCCAAACCCCAAGAGAACCCGUCAGGACGCCCUCGAUACAGAAAGCGGAGCACAAUCAUACGGCACCGCGAUCACCAAUGUGCCUUCAAGCGUCUCCGACCGGACAGCAAAGUACAUUUUCUCAAGUUUCCAGCCCGACCAACCUCUUCAUGGCCAUCAAGACGAUGACGCUGCUCGCAGGCAGAAAGACCGUUUGCACCGAGCAUUCCUAAAGAAGCUGGGCAGACCUGACAGUCUAGCAGAUAUUAGGCGUCGUAAUCAUUUCAUUGACGAGGAUCAAGCUGAGGGUGAUGACGAUCAAGAUGAGNNGGAAGAGGAAGAGGUUCAGAAACCUGCCAAAGGUAGAAAGGGCCCUGCUGUGAGGAAGUCUGCUAGCAAACUCACGCCCAUGGAAAAGCAAGUCAUCGACAUCAAGAAGAAACACAUGGACACGCUUCUGGCCGUUGAAGUUGGCUACAAGUUUCGUUUCUUCGGUGAUGAUGCUCGCAUCGCUGCAAAAGAACUGCAGAUCAUGUGUGUGCCUGGNAAAAUGAGGUUCGAUGAACACCCUUCCGAAGCACAUCUUGACAGAUUUGCCGGAGCAAGCUUUCCCACCCAUCGUUUGCAUGUCCAUGUCAAGCGUCUUGUCUCUGCCGGUCACAAAGUCGGCGUUGUACGUCAACUAGAGACAGCCGCUUUGAAGAAGGCUGGCGACAACCGCAACACUCCAUUCAUCCGCAAGCUUACCAACUUAUAUACCAAGGGUACCUAUAUUGAUGAUGUAGAAGGUCUGGACGGCCCUGUGGCUGCUCCAGCUGGUGGCGCNCCUGCAACUGGCCAUCUUCUCUGUUUGACUGAGACCAAUGCGGGAGGUUCAGGUACUGACGAGAAGGUGCGCCUUGGUAUAGUCGCUGUUCAACCAACUACAGGCGAUAUAAUCUACGACGAUUUCUACGAUGGCUUUAUGCGAAGCGAGCUUGAAACUCGGCUGCUUCAUAUUGCACCCUGCGAAUUUCUCAUCGUUGGUUCUGUGUCCAAAGCGACUGAGAAGUUGGUCGAACAUCUUUCCGGUAGCAGAACAAAUGUUUUUGGAGAUCGUGCACGUGUAGAACGCACCGAAAAGUCAAAGACCUUUGCCGCUCAAGCAUACACUCAUAUCUCCGACUUCUACGCUGGUAAGAUGCAGUCGGAUGACGCGUCGGAAGAGAAGUCGGCGAUGCUUGACAAGGUCCACCAACUGUCUGAACUUGUCACAAUGUGUCUUUCGGCUAUGAUCACUCACCUGACUGACUAUGGUCUCGAACAUGUCUUUGACCUUACCAAGAACUUUCAAUCUUUCAGCGCACGGUCUCAUAUGCUUCUCAACGGUAAUACUCUGUCAUCACUGGAAAUUUACCAGAACCAAACGGAUUACACUGAGAAGGGCAGCCUUUUCUUCAUUCUGAACCGAACACAGACUCGUUUUGGCCAGCGUCUGCUUCGCAAGUGGGUGGGUCGCCCGCUGCUCGAUCAACAACAGCUGCAAAUACGCAUUGGUGCUGUGGAAGAACUCCUCGACAGUGACCGAGCUAUUCCUACUGAUCGCAUCAAGAACCUCCUCGCUCAUGUCAGGGGUGACUUGGAGAAGUCUUUGAUCAGAAUUUACUACAANAAGUGCGCCCGCCCAGAGCUUGUGUCUGUCCUUCAGACGUUGCAGACUAUCUCAAACGAGUACGCUCAUGUCAAGACCCCAGAAGAUUCUGGGUUCAAAUCCCCGUUACUUGCAGAAGCUGUUGCGUCCUUGCCACUUAUAUCAGAAGAUGUCAUCUCUUUUCUCGAGAGGAUCGACCUCCAGGCGGCAAAGGACGACGACAAGUACUCAUUCUUCCGCGACCAGUAUGAGACUGAAGAGAUCACUGACCAUAAAGUCGGUAUCGCCUGUGUCGAACAUGAUCUGGACGAACAUCGAACCCAGGCUGCAAAGACGCUUAACAAGCCAGGCAAGGUCAACUAUGUGACGGUAUCUGGCAUCGAAUUCCUGAUCGAGAUCGAAAACAUUCAUCUAAAAAGGGUGCCAGCUUCGUGGGCCAAGAUCAGUGGAACCAAGAAAGUAUCUCGUUUCCACACGCCGGAAGUUGUCAAGUUCAUCCGCGAGCGUGAUCAACUCAAGGAGGCUCUUGCCAACGCAUGUGACGCGGCCUUUGCCGACCUGCUGUCCGAGAUUGGUACCAAAUAUCAGACCUUCCGCGAUUGCAUCCAGUCGCUAGCGACUCUGGACUGUCUGCUCUCGCUAGCUGACAUUGCGAGUCAACCCGGAUACACAAAGCCUGAGUUCAUUACCGACAGUGAUGAGGUCCGUAUCGAGGUUAGAGAAGGCCGUCAUCCGAUGGUUGAGCAAAUUCUUCUUGACUCGUAUGUGCCAAACGACAUUGAGCUGUCUUCGAAGGAGAGAGCGCUUCUCAUUACAGGACCAAACAUGGGCGGCAAGUCAUCCUAUGUGAGAUCGGUAGCCUUGAUCAGCAUCAUGGCACAGAUAGGAAGCUGGGUUCCUGCUUCGCAGGCAAGGCUGACUCCCCUAGAUGCCGUUUUCACACGCAUGGGUGCAUUCGACAACAUGCUCAAGNNGGGUGAAAGUACUUUCAUGGUGGAACUGUCCGAAACUUCAGACAUCCUGAAGCAAGCUACACCUCGAUCUCUCAUCAUCUUGGACGAAUUAGGUCGCGGUACGAGCACUCACGAUGGUGUGGCAAUUGCGCAAGCUGUUUUGGACUACGUCGUGCGUGAGACCAAGGCACUCACUCUGUUUAUCACUCAUUACCAGGCACUUUCGAGAAUGGCCGAGCGAUACGAAGCACGCGAACUCCGUAAUGUUCACAUGCGUUUCACCGAAGAGGUUGCUGGCGAUGAUCACACGGACAUCACUUUCCUGUACGAGGUUGGUGAGGGUGUUGCACAUCGCAGCUAUGGCCUAAAUGUGGCAAGACUGGCUGGACUGCCNAAAGAUGUGCUUGACAUCGCAGCCAUCAAAAGCACACAGAUGGAAGAAGAAGCGAACAGAAGGAAGAUGGCGCACUUGUCCCGACUGCUCUCUUCUACUCUCGAGGACAACCAGUCGCCUAAUGUCGAGUUGCUCUUGGCCGGACUUGACAUGAUGUAG
Aureobasidium musti is the source of this 3366-nucleotide messenger RNA. Lineage: Eukaryota; Fungi; Ascomycota; Dothideomycetes; Dothideales; Saccotheciaceae. The record is from the annotation of a GenBank genome assembly.